Messenger RNA from Vicia villosa (hairy vetch), 1638 nucleotides. Its product is annotated as nucleobase-ascorbate transporter 7-like. Gene Ontology annotation, biological process: transmembrane transport. Bases 1 to 1638 code for a protein of 545 amino acids. The record is from RefSeq and is a predicted model, not a curated record. Gene Ontology annotation, cellular component: plasma membrane; plasmodesma. NCBI's taxonomy places the organism in Eukaryota, Viridiplantae, Streptophyta, Magnoliopsida, Fabales, Fabaceae. The transcript has 14 exons. Gene Ontology annotation, molecular function: transmembrane transporter activity.
AUGUCUCAGCAAGAUUCAGAUUAUCGCUCGGAUGGACAAGAACCAUCCGACGUGCAUGAGGAGGAGGUCCCAUCCUCGGAGACACCACUAUCCAGUGCGUAUGAGGAGGAGGUGGACGCACCCACAACCACACCAGCGGCCACACUAUCUCCGCAUCCAGUUGCAGAGAUACUGCCGAACGUAUCUUAUUGCGUUCUAUCAUCUCCUCCAUGGGGUGAGGCUAUAGCACUGGGUUUUCAGCAUUAUAUUGUCAUGUUGGGUCAGAUGGCUCUUAUACCAUUCAUAUUAGUUCCUCAGAUGGGAGGAGGAGAUAGAGAAAAGGCUAUGGUAAUACAGAGUUUGUUGCUUGUGGCUGGAACAAACACCCUGACGCAGAGUUUCUUUGGGACUCGUCUACCCGUGGUCAUUGGCGCUUCACACAUAUAUGUGCCGACCACCCUCUCAGUUCUCUUAUCGAGUAGAUAUAGCGGGAUUGUGGAUCCCACAGAGAGAUUUUUAGGAAUUAUGCGUGCAACACAGGGUGCACUUAUGAUUGGAUCGACCAUGCAAAUCAUUGUUGGAUUUUGUGGCAGUUGGCGGUAUAUAGUGAGGUUCUUAAGCCCUCUCUCUAUUGUUCCAUUAGUUGCGCUUUCGGGGUUUGGACUUCAGCGGUUCGGUUUUCCUAUGCUUGCAGAAUGCGUAGAGAUUGGACUACCUGAGCUUAUACUUUUGUUGAUGUUUACACAGUACCUUCCUCAUGUGAGGCGAGAUGAUCGGCGUAUUUUAGUCCUAAAUCGUUUUGCAGUCAUAUCCUCGACACUGGUCGUGUGGGCAUUUGGCUAUUUUCUGACGAUCGUUGGAGCCUACAAGAAAUCACAUUCUUGUAGAACUGAUCACACGGGAGUCAUUGACGGGGCACUUUGGUUUUCUAUUCCCUACCCAUUUCAAUGGGGAAGUCCUACAUUUGAUAUGGGUGAUUCAUUGGCUAUGAUGGUUGCUUCCUUUGUAGCAUUAGUAGAGAGGUAUGCCAUUACACUUCCAGUAACGUUUAUUAGUAUGCCCAAACCGUUUACAAUAGCCACACUUAGAACAAGGUUUGAAGGAUCCGCCUCUAAUGCGAUUGUGAUUGCUGCCAAAGAAAAUUCGGAAUUGAUAGGGAUGACACGAGUUGGUAGUCGAAGAGUUGUCCAGAUAUCAGCUGCGUUUAUGAUAUUUUUCUCCAUUUUUGGAAAGUUUGGAGCUUUGUUUGCUUCUAUCCCAGCUUCCAUAUAUGCAGCAUUGUACUGCAUUUCAUUUGCAUAUGUGGGUCCGGGAGGCCUCGACUUGCUUCAGUUUUGCAAUCUGAACAGCUUCAGGGGCAAGUUUAUUAUGGGAUUUUCUAUUUUCAUGGGGUUCUCCACACCCCAGUAUUUUGUGGAGCACGGCCCCGGAAAACAUGGGGUGUCACAUACCAGAGUGAGAUGGUUUAAUGAUGUGGUCAGCAUUCCAUUUUCAUCUGGAGCGUUUGUUGCUGGUUUAUUCGCGGUCUUUUUGGACUCAGUUUUGCUUAGGAGGAAUGAUAGUCGGGUUCAUAGAGACCGAGAUAUGCAGUGGUGGGAUAGGUUCACCUCCAUGAGAGGUGAUAGUCGGAGUGCAGAUUAUUAUUCUCUGCCAUUUUAG